CAAACAGUGCUAAGGGAGAGUUAGUAAACGACAACACUUUAUUUUUCUACGUAUCUGAUCAUAAAGUGUCGAAAGAAAGUCGUCGUGGAAAUUUUCACGAAUCGAGAUUUCAGCAGUAAAUAAAUUCUGAAAUAUGUUUCGCCUUUUGGUGAUAGUGACGGUGCUCUUUAUGAUGACUAGCGCGCAAUUGUAUAGAAACAAGAUGAAUUUCCUUCCAAAAUUUUCGAGAAAAGUUGACACCCAGUUGCAACGAGUUUCUUUGCGUUAGGUCAUAAUCUUCCUUCAGUACGUUUGACCAAUUUCAAAAACGUACAUUAUUAUGGCACUAUUAGUAUUGGAAUGCCACCGCAAGACUUUGAAGUUGUAUUUGAUACUGGUUCUGCAAAUUGGGUAAUUUGGGUAUUUUCCAGAAAUUGCCCAACUUCUAUUUGUGACAUACGUCAUCUAUAUAAUAAUAUGUACUCCUACACAUAUGUACCAAAUAAUACUCAUUGUCAGAUUGAUAUAGAAUACUUCGAUUAUAAAAUAAAUGGAUUCCUAUCUACUGAUAAUGUGAAAAUAGCCAAUCUCCUUGUAAAGAAACAAACAUUUGCAGAAGUAGUAAACAUAUCAGACGUAAAUAUAAUAUUUAAUUUAUAUAUAAGUGUAUUUGACACAGAAAUAUUUCAUGGUCUCUUGGGCCUAAGUUAUUCCAAUAUAUCUGAGGCUGAAAUAACGCCUGUUUUCGACAACAUGAUUCAACAAGGCCUAGUGUCAUCACGCAUUUUUAGUUUUUAUCUAAAUAGAGACACUUCAGCCGAUUUAGGUGGUAAAAUGAUAUUUGGUGGUUCCGAUCCUGCUUAUUACGAAGGGGAUUUUACAUAUAUUCCUGUUACUAACAAAGGAUACUGGCAAUUCACCAUUGAUAGUAUCCAAAUAAAUGAUUAUAUUUGGUGUGAGAAAAGCUGCCAAGCUAUCGUUGAUACAAAUGCUUGGAAAAUAAUUGGACCAGCAAAGGAUGUUUCAUUUAUGAAUCGAUUUAUUGGAAUUGAUCCACGAAGAGUGGAUUGCGAUCAAAAUCUUCGAUUGCCUACAAUCAGGUUUAUUUUGGGUGGUAAGGCAUUCGAUCUUACCGGUAAAGAUUACAUCAUUCGGCAUCCAAAAGAUGAAAAUAUAUGUGUAACUGUCUUCUGGAAACACGACCCAACAUACGACGAUGAAAUAGAAUGGAUUCUGGGAAUGCCAUUUAUUGGCCGUUACUACACCGAGUUUGAUAUGGAGAAAAACCGAGUGGGAUUUGCUUUGGCGAAAAAUGUAUAGAAUUUAUCAAAAUGUAUAGAAAAUGUUUCAUUAUUACCUUUUAUUGUAUACUUUAUCAUCAUUUUUUAAAUUAUUUAUUUAGAUUUCGAAAAAAAAAUUUAAUCUUUUUUAAUCGCCAACCGACAAAGUUUACAUACUAUCAAAGUGAAUUUUUGCGUAAUAUCUACUGCGCUUUAAUUUUCAACAGCAAUACUUUAUCGUGAAAGCAACUGAUAUGAGCUUAUUGUUAACUAGAAUGCGAAUUUUUGCGAGGAGUGUUAUUUGCUAAGUUCAAUGUUGCAUGGCCGUCUAGUCGAUAUAAUUAAUCCAUUCUUUCGAAAAGCUGAUUUCUACUUCAUUAUCAUUCUUAAUCACGUGCAUAUUUAAUAAUUUAAUACAAAUUGUUUUAAUUAUAAAACAAAUUAAAUAAAAUAUUUUUAAAUUUGAUUGAUCGAUAGAACGGAUCGAUGAGACGGAUAUGUUUCGAAUGCGAGCGAUUGUAUAUAUAACAGUCGUCAAAUGUCGAUAAAUGGUAGCUCUAGUAAUCUAGUACAAUUUCUUUUUUGUAUGUCGCAACGUACAGAAAAAAAUUUACUGGAAAUUUCGAAAACAUGUUCCGCUUUCUCGUGAUGACUGUGAUGCUGAUCGACGCGAAAAUCCAAAACUAAAUUCAUACAUUGUAGUGUAUGUUUACGUUACAUAUCAGUAUAAUAAAUAUUGAAUUUAUAAAAAUUGAUCUAUCUCGUCGUGAUCACAUUCGAUUUUCUGAAAUUCAAAGCUUAUGUAAAUGUGAUUGCAUACAUAAAACGAUAAAUCCUAAAUAAAAAGUUAUUCGUGCAGUGUAAUAAAAGUUUUCG
Camponotus floridanus (Florida carpenter ant) is the source of this 2135-nucleotide messenger RNA. Its product is annotated as lysosomal aspartic protease-like. The record is from RefSeq and is a predicted model, not a curated record. The transcript is spliced from 8 exons. Gene Ontology annotation, biological process: proteolysis. NCBI's taxonomy places the organism in Eukaryota, Metazoa, Arthropoda, Insecta, Hymenoptera, Formicidae. Bases 340 to 1299 code for a protein of 319 amino acids. Gene Ontology annotation, molecular function: aspartic-type endopeptidase activity.